ACAGACGCAAAACCCAUACAUCGCAUCACUGCACAUGAACCUCCAAGAUCCUCAGCCAUCACUUCCUCCGUUCCUCUCCACCCUCUGCCCUGCUCGUCCCUCCUUCCCGCUCCUCACCACCGCCGCCGCCGUCUUUCCGAAUCUCAGAGGGCAGCGGGAUGGAGGUCAGGGUGUGGACCGUGUGUGCGCUUUCUGCGUUCGUGCUGGGAUGGACGGCGGCUCAGAGUCAGAACAACUACACCAGGCCCGUCUUCAAGUGCGGGGGUCACCUGGUCGUCGAUUCGGGCAUCGUGGCCAGCGAGGGUUUCCCCAGUCCUUACAAAGCCAACAGUAAAUGCACCUGGUACAUCACUGUCCCAGAAGGUCACGUGGUCAUGCUGUCCUUCCGCCUAUUCGACAUGGAGGCCGAGCCCACCUGCCGCUACGACUACUUGGACGUCUACAACGGCCACACGCGCUUGGUUCAGAAGCUGGGCCGCUUCUGCGGGACGUUCCGGCCCGGCGCGCUCAUGUCCACCUCCAACACGAUGAUGCUGGACAUGGUGUCGGACGAGGCCACGGGCGGGAGAGGCUUUUUGGCCUACUUCCGGGCGGGGAAGCCGCAUGUGGAAGAGAAUCAAUUCUGCGGCGGGCGGUUGACCAAAUCCCAGGGAUCCGUCCAGACGCCCAACUGGCCCAACUCCAACUACCCGGCAGGCAUCAGCUGCUCCUGGUACAUCUCGGUCGAGCCGAGCAACGUGAUCGAGGUGAAGUUUGAGAAGCUGGACCUGGAACCGGACACGUACUGUCGCUAUGACUACGUGGCUCUGUUCAACGGGGGGGAGAGAGACGACUCCAGGCGAAUUGGGAAGUUCUGCGGCGACAGGAUACCGGGGACGAUCGUGACCAAUGGAAAUCAGCUCCUCGUCCAGUUCGUCUCCGACCUCAGCGUGACCUCGGAUGGCUUCAUGGCGUAUUAUAACAGCGUGCCCCGAGGCUCCCGGACUCCCACCGCCGGGGGAGACUUCAUCCAUCGAUCCGAGACCCCCUCCACGACACGGAAACCGGCCGUGAAGCCAAACAAACCCAUCAAAACCACACCCAAACCGAUCAAAACCACACCUAAACCCAAGCCUAGCGUCCAGCCGAAAGCCACCCCGAAACCAGCCAAAAAACCAGUCGUGAAGACUCCAAUAAAGCCUCCGCCGCGCAAACCGACGAGCAAGCCGUCUGCUAAGCCCAAAACGGCCAAACCCACCCCCAGAGUGCCUGUGAAAAAGCCUACACCCAAACCCAGAACAAAACCUUCACCCAAACCCAAAGUCAUCAAAGUCGACAAACCGACACGCAAGCCUGCACCCAAGACCAAACCCACUCCCAAAGCAGCCGUCAAACCGGUCAAACCCACCCCUAAAAGUAAACCAAAAGUCAAACCUACGCCCAAAACUAAAGUGACGCCCAAACCUGGAGUGAGCAAGGUGGUCCCGAAGAAGCCGGCAGUGAGCAAGAAACCUUUGCCCUUGAACCCUUUGUGCACGCAAGCCUGCAAGAGGACGGGAACUCUGCUGUCCAACUUCUGCCCCAACGACUUCGUGGUUACAGGAAAGGUUACGGAUGUGAUCCCUGGUCUGAGAGGUUCUGCCACAGUGGAAGUGUCUCUCAUUAAAGCCUAUAAGGCAGGAAAACUGAAGAUCACCAAAGCAGGACCGGCCACGACUAUCAAACUGAUCUCGACCUGCAAGAGAUGCCCGGGGCUGACCAAAGGACAAAACUACGUGCUCAUGGGAAAAGUGGACCCCCAGGGCAAAGGCCUCCUGAGCCCGUCCAGCUUCACCCUCCUGUACAAGCCGGUGCACGCCAAAGCCCUCGCCGCCCUGAUGGGUAAAGCAUGCUGACAUCACAGCCACUUCAACCAAUAACCAAUCACAGGGUGGGGAGAGGGGGGUUGGGGGAGGAGACACACCACAAACAUGAAUAUAUUAUAAUAUCCACCAAGAUUCUUGUUGUUAUACCUAAAAAUAAAGCAUACAUCAUGAGUAUAUUUUUUAUUUUGUAUGUAAAUUAUGUUUUAAAAAAACAAAAAACAAUAAAGUAUGUGAUGUUGGUG
Phyllopteryx taeniolatus (common seadragon) is the source of this 2086-nucleotide messenger RNA. RefSeq names its product procollagen C-endopeptidase enhancer b (gene pcolceb). Lineage: Eukaryota; Metazoa; Chordata; Actinopteri; Syngnathiformes; Syngnathidae. Gene Ontology annotation, molecular function: protein binding. Bases 159 to 1874 code for a protein of 571 amino acids. The record is from RefSeq and is a predicted model, not a curated record. The transcript is spliced from 9 exons.